AAUAAACUAUAUACUCGGUUUACUUAUGUCUACAAUGAGGCGUGUACCAUGUUCAGUCGUCUCAUUACGGUAUUUUGAUUGCCGUCUUCUCAGAGAAAUGUGUGUAAGUCUCGUCUUCAAGGUAAACUUCUUGGCCUCCCACCCCACUCGUGCUGUGACGUGACUAGCAGCGGCUAGUGAUAAAUGAAACGCGCAUUUUGAAGCGUCCAGUUGUUCUGCUGCUUCAGCAGACGCGCGUCUGUCACAUGCGGUGGGGCACAUUCACACAGAACUGGAGAGCGCCUAGUAACCGGACAGUUGAAACGUUUGCCGUUGCAGUGCUGGACUGAAACACCAAACCACUGGAAUAAAUUAUCAGCUAUUCAACUUCACAAAAUGAGUGCCGGAAAGAGGGUGGAGGAUGAGGCCGUGCUGGACAGAGGGGCCUCGCUACUCAAGCACUUGUGUGAUCAGGAAGAGGUUGAAGGUCACCACACCAUAUACAUCGGUGUGCAUGUGCCUAAGAGCUACCGUCGACGGAGACGUCAUCGCCGGCGCACCAGUCACAAGGACAGAAAGGAUAAAGUGACUGAGAACACUUCGGACAGGUCAGACGCAGAGAACAAUGAGGAGGCCAGCAACAGCAUCCUCAAACCACUCAUUUCACCUGCUGCAGAGCGCAUCCGAUUCAUGCUGGGAGAGGACGAUGACAGUCCAGCAUCUCCUCAGCUCUUCACAGAGCUGGACGAGCUACUGUCUGUUGAUGGCCAGGAGAUGGAGUGGAAGGAAACUGCCAGGUGGAUCAAAUUUGAAGAGAAGGUGGAGAAAGGUGGGGAGCGAUGGAGUAAACCACAUGUAGCCACUCUGUCCCUACAUAGUCUCUUUGAACUUAGAACGUGUAUAGAGAAGGGCACCAUCAUGCUGGACCUAGAGGCCUCCACACUGCCAGGGGUCGUUGAAAUGAUCACUGACAGUCAAAUUGAGAAUGGUCUCUUGAAAGCUGACUUGAAAGAUAAGGUCAUGUACACCUUGCUGAGGAAGCAUCGGCACCAGACUAAGAAGUCCAAUCUUCGCUCUUUGGCUGACAUUGGCAAGACGGUCUCCAGUGCAAGUAGGCUGUUUUCCACCCCGGAUAAUGGUAGCCCAACCACUACACAUCGCAACUUGACAUCAAGCAGCUUGAAUGAUAUCUCAGACAAGCCAGAGAAAGACCAGCUGAAGAACAAGUUUAUGAAGAAGCUGCCCAGAGAUGCUGAAGCUUCCAAUGUUCUCGUUGGAGAAGUGGACUUCCUGGACAGUCCUUUUGUGGCCUUUGUGAGGCUGCAGCAGGCAGUCAUGUUGGGGGCGCUGACUGAAGUGCCUGUGCCCACCAGAUUUCUGUUCAUUUUGCUUGGACCCAAAGGCAAAGCCAAGUCAUACCAUGAAAUUGGUAGAGCAAUCGCUACCCUGAUGUCUGAUGAGGUCUUCCAUGAAAUUGCAUACAAAGCCAAGGACAGACAAGAUCUUCUUGCUGGCAUUGAUGAGUUCUUGGAUGAGGUCAUUGUCCUUCCUCCUGGAGAAUGGGACCCUGCCAUCAGGAUAGAGCCUCCCAAAUCCCUGCCAUCCUCAGAUAAAAGAAAGAACAUGUAUGCUGGAGGGGACAGCACACAGAUGAAUGGAGACACGCCUCACAGCGGUGGAGACGGGGGCGGGGGGCACGCAGUAGGCGAUGAGCUAAAGAAGACGGGGAAGUUUUGUGGAGGCCUUAUUCUUGAUAUCAAAAGAAAAGCCCCAUUUUUCUUCAGUGAUUUCUACGAUGCAUUACACAUCCAGUCUUUGUCUGCCAUUCUUUUCAUCUACCUGGGAACAGUAACCAAUGCCAUCACAUUCGGAGGAUUGCUGGGUGACGCCACAGAGAACAUGCAGGGUGUACUGGAGAGCUUUCUGGGUACAGCGGUCUCUGGAGCCAUCUUCUGUCUCCUAGCUGGGCAACCGCUGAUCAUUCUCAGCAGUACGGGGCCAGUGCUGGUGUUUGAAAGGCUGCUCUUCAACUUCAGCAGGGAAAAUGAAUUUGACUACCUAGAGUUCCGUCUUUGGAUUGGCCUGUGGUCGGCCUUCUACUGUCUGAUUCUGGUGGCAACUGAUGCCAGCUUCCUUGUGCAGUAUUUCACCCGAUUUACAGAGGAGGGCUUUUCGUCACUUAUCAGCUUCAUCUUCAUCUAUGACGCUUUCAAGAAGAUGCUGAAAUUUACCCAUUAUUACCCAAUCAACCCAGACUAUAAAAUCGAUUAUGUCACGCAGUAUGACUGCAUGUGUAUGGCGCCCACUGAUGGGAAUUCUUCAGAUGUGUUCACUGAUGCACUUGAUUCAACAAUUAGCUGGACUGUAAAUUACAGCGAUACACGCUUGAAUGCCAGCUGGUCCUCCCUGUCAAAGAAGGAAUGCCUGAAAUACGGAGGAGAGCUAGUGGGCAAAGCCUGUGACUUUGUGCCCGACAUCACCCUCAUGUCCUUCAUCCUUUUCUUUGGCACAUACACCUGCUCCAUGUGUCUGAAGAAAUUUAAGACCAGCCCAUUCUUUCCUACUACUGUGAGGAAGCUCAUAAGUGACUUUGCCAUUAUCCUGGCCAUUUUGAUCUUCUGUGGUGUCGACGCUCUUGUUGGGGUAGAGACGCCAAAGCUCAUAGUGCCAAGUGAAUUUAAGCCAACAAGCCCAAACCGUGGCUGGUUUGUGCCACCGUUCGGAGGGAACCCCUGGUGGGUGUACCUGGCAGCAGCUCUGCCUGCCCUGCUGGUCACCAUCCUGCUUUUCAUGGAUCAGCAGAUCACCGCUGUCAUUGUAAAUCGCAAGGAGCACAAGCUUAAGAAAGGUGCAGGCUAUCAUCUGGACCUGUUAUUGGUGGCUGUGCUGUUAGCGGUGUGCUCUUUCAUGGGUCUGCCAUGGUAUGUAGCUGCGACUGUUAUUUCCAUCGCCCACAUUGACAGCUUGAAGAUGGAGACUGAGACGUCCGCCCCUGGCGAACAGCCUAAAUUUUUGGGUGUCAGGGAACAAAGAGUCACUGGUGUCUUUGUCUUCCUUCUCACCGGUCUGUCUGUCUUCAUGUCCCCGAUCCUCAAGUUCAUACCCAUGCCAGUGCUUUAUGGAGUCUUCCUCUACAUGGGUGUUGCUUCACUCAACGGAGUGCAGUUUAUGGACCGACUCAAGCUGCUCCUCAUGCCUGCCAAACACCAACCAGACCUGAUCUAUCUGCGGCAUGUCCCACUGAGGAAGGUCCAUCUCUUCACCUUUGUCCAGAUGCUCUGCCUGGCACUCCUCUGGGUCCUCAAGUCCACUGUGGCAGCCAUCAUCUUUCCCGUCAUGAUCUUGGCUCUGGUUGCUGUGAGGAAGGCCAUGGACUAUGUCUUCUCCCAGCAUGACCUCAGCUUCCUGGAUGAUGUCAUACCUGAGAAGGACAAGAAAAAGAAGGAGGAUGAGAAGAAAAAGAAAAAGAAGAAACAAGGGAGCAUAGACAGCGACAUGGAAGAUUCUGACUAUCCUUACAAUGAGAAUGUCCCCAGCAUUAAAAUCCCAAUGGACAUGAUGGAGCAGGAGCCUUUUUUAGGGGAUAAGGCCUCUGACAGAGAAAAGUCCCCUUCAUUCCUCGACCGAUAUUCAUCGUGCUGAAAAGCGGUACUACUUUCAGACCAGCCCGAUGUCAAGUUCAGAGAGACUGCCAUUAAAUGUGCCUCAGAUUAAAAUAGACAUGGACCCAGAUGACAGCAAUGCCUUCUACUGGAGAAGUCGAGGGUCCGAGACGUCCAUAUAACUCCAAUUUGCUGAAAGCCAUUUACCAUGAGAUAUUUUGUAAAAACUCUUCCCCAUCACAGACCCUUUCUGUAAAGACUUAAGAACAGCUCGAGGAACACUUGUCUUUCAUUCACUUAAUUAUUAUGGUUUGCGAAUUGUAAUCCCUAAACUACUAUGCAAUUCAGUUCAUUGUUUCACUUACUGUAUGUGCUGAGCUGUAGAGAAAUGCUGUAGCUGUUUCCCACAAUUCCAGAGCUACUUCCUCCAUUAUUCAUCCAAUACAAUAUGAAUCUUUCCAUCAAAUUCACUUACCAUGGCACUAUUUUCCCUUUAUUUUUGCUGCUCUACCUCUGUUUUGCAUGGUAGGCAUUAUGUAAAAAAACAAAAAACAAAAAAAAAAACCUUUUCAUUUUUUUUUUAUUUGCAAAGCAUGAGAUUUUAAUGUUGGUCUUUUUUAGUGUAUAUCUUGAGCAAAGUAUUCAGCAAAUGAUUUCUGUUAUGAUAAGAGCAAACAACUGUGACAUAAUAUAUUGUAAUAUAUAACUGUUGAUUUAACUUUUAAAUGAUUAUUAAUGUUAUUGAUUGGCAUUGAACCAGCUGUUUUUCAUAGUUUCAUUUAAUAUAAUGUGGUAUUCAAUUUUAUUUGUUUCCUUCCAUUCCUAACAAACAAUGUGUAUGCCUAAUUAUCCAAACAUUUUCUAACAAGCUUGAUUAAUUAAGAAAGCCUAAUUCAUUUUGAUUUUCAAGUCUUGUUAGACAUUUGCUUCCUCACCUGGUUUUGGAAACCAUAAAAAAGUCUACAUGUGUAAACCUACAUGUACUCUGGCAUCCUGCAAAUUAUUUACCCAAGUGGCUUAAACCUGAAUUACAGUAAUACAUGAAAUUCCUUUAGGUUUAAGAUUUUUUAUUAUUAUUAUUUGUGCACCAUUUACAUGAUGUCUAGGAUUGAAUGUCUUAUUGUGUAAUUUGUUAGUGGUAUAUGCAUUUGAAGGAAGAUUUUCAGAGGACAGGGAAAUAUGUCAUACAGUGUCUGAAACAUGUUUUCCUUGAGCCUUGAUUCUUCAAGAACCCCAAAUACUAUAUUGAUUCCUGCUAAUUUGACAUUAUUCUCCCAUCUUUCCAUCACUUUUCCUCUUUCUUUCAAAAAACGUACUAUACUGUCAUUUCAAAAUCAACCUUGAACCUUGUAAGUAUAAGAUUUUUAACUUAUAUUUUUUGGGGGGUACAUAAAAACACAAAAUUAUUGUGAAAGCAUGUCUGGGGAAAUUCUUGAACGUUUUAAGCAAUGCUAAAUAUUAAUUGUAGAGUGUGUAACUGAAACUUUUUUUAAUCAAGUUUUGUGACUUUUUAGAACAAAACAGCUGCAAUUAUUUUAGAAUUUAUAUUUUUCAAAGGAAAUGACUAUUAAAAAUGAA
This is a messenger RNA of Pimephales promelas (fathead minnow), 5159 nucleotides long. It is a transcript of the gene slc4a4a, whose product is annotated as solute carrier family 4 member 4a. The record is from RefSeq and is a predicted model, not a curated record. Gene Ontology annotation, molecular function: monoatomic anion transmembrane transporter activity; sodium:bicarbonate symporter activity; solute:inorganic anion antiporter activity. Gene Ontology annotation, biological process: bicarbonate transport; transmembrane transport; monoatomic anion transport. Gene Ontology annotation, cellular component: basolateral plasma membrane; plasma membrane. NCBI's taxonomy places the organism in Eukaryota, Metazoa, Chordata, Actinopteri, Cypriniformes, Leuciscidae.